GUGUUUUUUUUUUCUUGUUUUCUUCAAAAACAGAACAUUUAAAUGACCCAGAAUUCUCUUCAGUUGGUGUCAUUUGAAACCGCUCGGUGUGCGUUUGAUUCAUUAAGGUGAGAAAAGUGUGCGGGCAUGUAUCGAGCUGUCACUUUGCGCAGCGGGCUGCGUGUUUUGCGCAGGAACAAGGAAGGAAAGGCGAAAAAAAGCGCAAAGAGGAACCUGAACCGGGUUUUGAGCUACAACGUGCCAUGCGUGUGUCCCUCAGGUGUGCUUGCGUGUGUGUGAAUGAGUGUGUGUGUGUGUGAGAGAGAGACGGAGAGCUCUUAACUCCGCUCUGACCGGGAGACGCAGUCGGAAGCUCCAAUUAGACGUUUGCAACCGGCGCGCGCUGUUUCUGGACGCUUCAGAGAGAGACAGCGCGUCUGUGCCCAAAGCGAUCUGGAUGUGUUCCUGUAGAGGAGCACUUCCGCGGAGAAAUGGAUCAGCCGACAGGGGGAGGCUUCAGGGCUGGUGUUACACCGGGGGACGGUGAGAGACGAGGGUCAGCGGUGCGCAGGGUCCUCUGGAGGGUCAGGGUUCAGCCGACUGAGCCGAUCCAGUAGAACUCAUCAAAGGCCAAGCUGCAUCAUUUGAAAUGGCUUCAUCACUCAUGCCUGAGCCUUCAUCGUUCUCCUCCUCUUCCCCCCUCUUCAUCCUCCUCUCCUUCCUCCUUCUGUUGUCCUGUUCUCCGUCAGCCCAGGCGAGUUCUUCAGAGAACUGUUCAGCAAGCGGAGAUCCUUGUCAAGACGGAGUCGUACUUCCUGUAUGGAACCCUGAGAACCCCUCAGUGGGAGAUAAGGUGGCGCGGGCUAUUGUGUACUUUGUGGCACUCGUAUACAUGUUCCUGGGCAUGAGCAUCAUAGCAGACCGGUUCAUGUCAUCCAUAGAGGUCAUAACGUCCCAGGAGAAGGAGAUCACCAUUAGAAAGCCCAACGGUGAGACCACCACGGCCACGGUCCGAAUCUGGAACGAAACCGUCUCUAAUCUCACUCUGAUGGCGCUGGGCUCCAGCGCCCCAGAGAUCCUGCUCUCCGUUAUUGAGGUGUGCGGUCACAAUUUCCAGGCCGGCUCUCUGGGCCCCAGUACCAUCGUCGGCAGCGCCGCCUUCAACAUGUUCGUCAUCAUCGCCCUCUGCGUUUACGUGGUUCCCGAUGGAGAGACGAGGAAAAUCAAACACCUUCGGGUGUUUUUUGUCACAGCAGCGUGGAGUGUCUUUGCCUACAUCUGGCUCUACAUGAUUUUGAGUGUCUUCUCCCCAGGAGAGGUGGAGGUUUGGGAGGCCGUGCUCACAUUCCUCUGCUUCCCCUUCUGUGUGGUCCAAGCCUGGGUAGCUGACCGACGCCUUUUCUUCUGGAACUACGUCCAGAAGCGUUACCGUGCCAACAAGAGCCACGGCAUCAUCAUCGAAACGGAAGGAGGUGCCGACGGAGAGAUCGGGGCAGCGGAGAUUGGAGGAGCGCUCGGUCCGGGCGGUUUCACCAAAAUGGACAUGAUGGAGCUGGACGGGCAGAUGGCGCUGAACUGCCACAGCGGGAUAGACGGGGGGAUGAUGGGGGAGGGGGUAAUGAAGGAUGAAGAAGACGAGGCCAGGAGGGAUAUGGCAAGAACACUAAAGGAGCUGAAGCAGAGAUAUCCAGACAAGGACAAGGAGCAGCUUAUUGAGAUGGCGAAUUAUCAGGUCCUGAUGCAGCAGCAAAAGAGCAGAGCGUUCUAUCGUAUCCAGGCAACCAGGAUGAUGAUCGGAGCCGGCAACAUCCUGAAGAAGCAUGCUGCCGACCAGGCGCGCAAGGUGGUGACCAGCCAUGAUACUCAGGCUCAGGAGGACGACCCCAACACCAUCAGGAUAGAGUUCGAACCCCCGUUGUACCAGUGCUUUGAAAACUGCGGCUCCUUGAAUCUGACCAUAGCCAGGCGUGGAGGAGACCCCAGAUUUACUGUCAAGGUGGAUUAUCGCACAGAGGAUGGCACAGCCAACGCCGGUUCGGAUUACGAGUUUGCCGAAGGAACGCUGCUGUUUAAACCAGGAGAAACCCUCAAAGAGAUCUCGGUUGGUGUGAUUGAUGAUGACAUCUUUGAGGAGGAUGAGUACUUCUACGUACACCUCAGUAAUCCCCGUGUGGUUGACUAUCCUGAGAUGAGCACCACCCCCCUGGAUGCCAGCGACUCCCCUAAAGCCGUGCUGGGUGAAAACCACAUGGCUACGGUGACCAUCUACGAUGAUGAUCAUGCAGGCAUCUUUACGUUUGAGAGCUCCUCUCAGAGGGUGAGUGAAAGCGUGGGUGUGAUGGAGGUGAAGGUGCUCAGGACAUCUGGGGCACGGGGGAUGGUGUCCAUCCAUUAUCGAACCGUCGACGGGACCGCUAAAGGAGGGGAGGACUACGAGACCGCCUCUGGCAAGCUGGAGUUUCAGAACGACGAGACCAUGAAAGUGAUCCAGGUGAAGAUUAUUGAUGAUGAAGAGUACGAGAAGAACAAGUCCUUUACAAUUGUGCUGGAAGACCCGGUUCUGUUAGAGAUCGGACAGAAGCACGACGACUCCAACGAGAACAAACCACUGGUGGGAGCAGAGGAGGAGGAGGUAGCCAAGAUGGGCUGUCCCAGUCUGGGAGAACACACGCAGCUGGAGGUCAUCAUAGAGGAGUCCUACGAAUUUAAGUCACCAGCGAGUGUGGUUAUUUUACAGACUGACAAGAGUACAGUGGAUAAGCUGAUCAAGAAGACAAACCUGGCCCUGGUGGUGGGAAGCAGCAGCUGGAGGGAGCAGUUUGUCAGCGCUGUUACUGUCAGUGCAGGAGACGAUGACGAAGAGGAGAGCGGUGAAGAGCGGCUGCCCUCCUGCUUUGACUACAUCAUGCACUUCCUCACCGUCUUCUGGAAGGUCCUGUUUGCAUUCGUUCCUCCUACAGAGUACUGGAACGGCUGGGCCUGCUUCAUUGUCUCCAUAUCGCUGAUCGGCGUCCUCACCGCCAUCACCGGAGACCUGGCGUCACACUUUGGAUGCACGGUGGGCCUGAAGGACUCGGUGACGGCCGUGGUGUUUGUGGCGUUGGGGACAUCGGUGCCAGACACGUUUGCCAGUAAGGUUGCAGCCAUCCAGGACCAGUAUGCCGACGCCUCCAUCGGCAACGUCACCGGCUCCAACGCCGUCAACGUCUUCCUGGGCAUCGGAGUGGCGUGGACCAUCGCUGCUGUGGUCUGGCGCUCCAAGGGCAAACCGUUUAAGGUGGACCCAGGAAACCUGGCCUUCUCCGUCACCCUCUUCACCAUCAUGGCGGUGUUGUGUGUGGUCACGCUGCUGUACCGUCGGCGGCCCACGGUGGCAGGCGGCGAGCUGGGCGGCCCGCGGACUUGCAAGCUGCUAACGUCGAUGCUGUUUGUCUGUCUGUGGCUGAUUUACAUCCUGCUGGCUUCACUGGAGGCCUACUGCCAUAUACCAGGGUUUUGAACGGAAGGAGCAGAGGGAGAGAGACCCACUGCUGAUUUGAAGGAGCCGAGCUUCUUUGUGGAAAAAGCGAGUCUUAAAAAAUGGAUUUCAUGUCUUUACACUUCUUUCUUCCCUGAAAACUACGAGUCUGCAUCCUCAUGAGGCGUUACAACUCUCCAACAAUGUCGAGACCUAUUAUUCUUGUUUGAAACCGCUCUUUUACCCAGAGGACUCUCCCAUCUCCAGGGAUGGAGAACUCCUGGGCUUCAACAUUAUGAGCUGCAGAGUCUAAUGCAUAAUUAUCACCGGAUGGUGGUCCAAUCAUUAUCUAAAGGUUCCAGGAUGUCAAACCAGCAGCAUGGAGGAUAAUCAGCCAGGCUCUGAGGAGGACGGAGGCAACGUGGAAAAGGUUUUACAGUAGAGGGUCUCCCUCAAACCGCCUUCACAUCUAUGAGAGCUCCCACGGGUGAGCCUGCCCCAGACCCGCAGGCAGCAUCAUCACCACCGUCCACGAUACACUGUGCAAAGUAGUCCCACAUCCAACACACACUCCAUACACCGUACACACACACACACCCCCUACUGCCUUACUUUCAUGUGCCCCAUAGGAAAGUCUCGAAGUUGUGAUAAUGAGCCUCUGUAGUCACAAACGUCUUUUAAUCUCCUCCUCCUCCUCCUCUUCCUCCUCUUCCUCCUCCCGAUGCUCAUUUUCUACUCUUUUCAAUGGCGUCACGUGUUGAUGUUGUUAUCGUGCAAUUGUAAAAGCAGCAGCAGCGGUAAAAUUACAAAAACUGUUACGGGGGGGGGGGACGCAACAGGACAUCGAGUCUCGAUACGAUGAGAGGACUGAAAGUGGGCGGAGCCAGUGACUGUGUGAAGCAUUCUAUGUUUACAACGAGUGCCGACACAGGCAGGAUGGAGCAACCGGGAGGUAGGACUGUGACCAUGGCGACAACUGUGAAGGCGAUGUUGUUGACAACUCAGAAGCGGUGUUUCUAACUGUACAUGAUAUUAUAAGAAACUUUAAUAGAUGUGAGUACGUCUGAUUUCUGUAAAGCCCCUCCCUUCUUUGUGAAGUUAAUAUUUCAAGUAGAAGGAAGCAAAGAGGAGAGGAAAGGUGAAGGAACUACAAGGCAGCUUCGAAGUCUCCGCCUCAUGGGACGAUUUAACCGCCCUGAGAGGAGAGUUAAUGGGAGAACACUAUCACACACCCCUAACCGUAUGUUUGUGUUGUUUUCAUUUGUGAGCAUUUAACGGCAUGCUGGCAGCUGUGGCGAGUCAAACUGAAAGUGUUCACGCCGCCAUUAAAUGUGCUAAACGGCCAGCGAGGUUUUAUGGGUAAAUCGUUGACUCGGGCAUGUGUGUCAAAAUAAAAGUAGAAAACAGCUGAAAUGUGACGCCGCAUCAUGUUGAAUUAGGGGGCGGUGGAAGGCGCCACGGUUUGAUGCUGUGUUCAUGCCCUCGCCGUGUCCAGAAGCAGGACUGAAGCUGGACAACGGGGGCGGUCCGGUGUCCCACGUCGACACAGAGUUCAGAUUUUCUCACUUUCACUGAAAGAGAAAGUUGGGAUUAAGUCCAAUAGGAGAGAGCUCUUUUACCUCCUCACUUUGAAGAAAUACUGAUUAGCUCUGGAUCAAUGAGCUAACAGCUAGGCAGCAUGGAUCAUUGUCAUCAAAAAGCAAUUUUUAUCUAAAAUUCUAUCAACUUUAUUCAUAAAGCACCAAAUUACAACACGAGUUCAGUUCAUCAUGCCACUUAGUUCAAGCUUUCCUUAACCCAGCUGAUUGCAUCUAGUCACCGAGUUGUAUCAACAACUUUACAGCAGAGGUGUGGACUCGAGUCACAUGACUUGGACUCCAGUCAUUAUUUUAAUGACUUCUGACUUGACUUGAUAAAAUCUAUAAAGACUUACGACUUGACUUGGACUUGAAUGCCAAUGACUUGCGACUUGAAUCGACUUGCGUCUGUUGACUUGAUGAUGACUUGAGCAUAUUUGCCAUUUUUGCACAAAAGUGGCAUGGCAUGGACAACAUAUUUGAGCAAGUAAAUGAAGCUUUAAUUCUGUAAUCUAUUUAUUAUCAUCGUCAUUAACUUGAAGUUGGACAGAUGACUUGAUUAUGACUUGAAAAUUCAAAGUUAAGAACUUGGACUUGACUUGGACUUCCACAUCAUUGACUUUGGACUCAACUGGGUUUCAACUGGAAAGACUCGUGACUUACUUGUGACUUGCAAAGCAGUGACUUGGUCACACAUCUGCUUUACAGCAGUCCUCAAGCUAAACAAGCAUGUAGUGACAGUGGAGAGGAAAAUUCCCCUCAACAGGAAGAAGGGUCCAAACAGAGCCUGGCUCGGUGUGAGCAGCCAUCUGCCAUGACUCAUAGUUGAUGUAAACACUUCUCACUGCAUUAUAUAUCUACUUACAUUGAUUUCUAUGGUUAGCAUAUGUUAAUAGCAGCAGCUAGCUUUAGGCGUUAAACUAAUUUUGACAUAUUUCCAUCCGAACUCAGGUGAAGUGCAACUGACGGCAGGCUUAAACAGUUCUUCACAGCCCUUAAACCUGCUAAAUAUCAACGCAGCCCCACAAGUGUCUGUUUAAACGACACAAACAUCCGUGAAAAGCUACAUUAGCACAGAGAUAACAAAAACAUGCUGAUUCAGCUCAUUUUGCUCUGCUCAUAUCUGUUUGUGGACUCUGAUUUUUAGUACAGCUGUCCAGUAUCCGGCACAUGGAGAGGUCAACUGUAGAUAAAAAAUCUGACCAUUUCUGGAUGCUACACCCUGAUUGAAAGUGAAAAUAUUGGUAUUUUAUUUGGUUUCUGAAAAAUAUUUAAAGAGUCCAAAUGUGGUGUACCCUAACCCUCAGUGGUAUCCUGGCCCAGACUUAGUGACCCAGUAAUAUAAAGACAUUCUUGGCGUUAAACCUGAGGUCUGACUUAGUCUUGCCAAUAGCUCAUUAUUCUAACAAUCUAUAUUUCUAAUAGCUGAGGCUGCUCAGCGUGGGCACCAUACCGAUUACAAACUUCACAUAAAUUCUACUUGGUUAAAUAUGGCCGAAGCUCUCAGAACUGUUUCUGGCAACCCAACUGGCCCAGAUUGGACCCAGCUUCAAUCGGACUAGCUUGGCAUCAGCGAUGUGACGGUGUCGGUACAGGAUCUGCUCGGGUGCAAGAUCGGCUCGGGGUCCUUCGACUGCCGAUGACGUCAAAGUACGGCAAACCCACUCGGACAAAAUACACUACACAUCUAUACUGUUGGAAAGAAUUUAGCAGUUUCGUUAUUAAAAUAAUGUUUCUUACGACGUAAGUUUGUGUUUAUAAUGGUAUUUGUAAAAUAAAACACUACAUUUUAUUCAUAAUGUUGAAAUCCUCUUUGAGCACAUCCCUUGAAGGAUCAUAGGUAUUAGCAACACCUGUGCAAUUGUGUUUGCAGGAAAGAAGUGUGUCCCGUUUAUUGAAGUGUUUUGUGUUUAGAGUUUUUGACGUCUUGUCCAUGCGUAGUUCAGUUACGCUCAUAGCUGCUAGCCAAAACUCUGGAGUUAAAAGUUUUCUGGCUUUACUAAAAUACCGGUCUGUACUUAUUUGAUUGAUGGUAGUUUUACUUUCUAUUAGAGUCCAAAUGUAAUCAUUUGGCACGUUUCUAAUUCAUAAUUUGUAAGAAUGUAAUCGGUGAUAUUAGCAUUAGCAUUCCUAUGGGGUUUUCCAUGUAUAUUAGCAUUGCGCUAACCACUCGCCGCCAAAUUGCAGCCUUUGUGAUUAGAAAAUCUCCUUUUGUCACAUCGCAAUUUAAUUGCACAUGCAGUUAAUCGUUCAGCCCUAAUAUACAUGCAGCUCUAUGCUAAACGUGUAUUUUCAAAGAUGUAAUGAUGUAGCCUGGCAAGCCAAACUAAAUAAAUGUAUUAUUUAGUCUGGCAACGCUCCAUUGACGGCUCUCGGUUGUGGGGCGGGUUCUACCGUUGUCUUUCAAAUGAUCUCUGCACGCUACUGGACAAUGAAUGUGACAUACUCUUGUUUCGCUCUGUUGCAUCAUCCCACCCACCAGGCAUAUAGAGUGCCCUGAUUGGCCCACAAAGCGGAUAAAGCUCUGUGAUUUGUUCACUAAGCAGAUAGAGCACUAUGAUUGGCCCACCAUUAUGGACCAAUCACAGCUCUUUAUGUGUUUGAAACCCCUCUAGAGAGCUGUGAUUGGCCAGCCAGAAUGCUGUUGGGGCUGCAGAGGUUCCAGUGGAGCGUUCCUAGACCAAACUUUGCAAAGCAAGAAUUUGGUCCAGUUCACUAGGCUAGUAAUGAUGGAUUUCUUCGUAAAAGUUGUCCAUCUUUCCAACAGAAAGAUUUGCCUGGACCAACGUAACGUGAUUACAUAAUUCCGUAAGGUUCAUGUUCAGCCAAUCAACUACUUUGACGUCAUCGGCAGUCGACGGACCCCGAGCCGAUCUUGUACCGACACCGGGAAAACCAGCAGCUCAGUCUGAAGUGAAACUGCUUUUUUCAGCUGUAGCACGUCUGGAGCUGUAAAGAGUUUGGCCAUCUGUUCUGUUGCUGCUGCCCCAUUUCCUCUAAACUGGUUGGAGUGUUCAGCAUCACGCUCCAGGACUCAGAAAUGACAUCUAUGAGGACAUUUGGGGGAAUCUUAAGUGUUAUAAGGCUGAUCAUCUAGAGUUCUUCCUCUUGACUGAAAUGAAAAAAACUCCUGCUCCAGAUGAUUAAACACUAGGAAGUCUUUAUCAUCAAGUGUAGUGCAUUGUGGGUAAUUUAGAUAUCUACUGCCUGUGCGGGUCUAAGUAAGACUUCGCCUCACUAGAAGAGUAUUUUUUUCCUGACCAUGUGGAACGUGAGUCUGGUGGGCUGAUGCUUCCUCAGUGACCUCAGUGGAAGCUGAGCUACCUGACCUCUGGGUCAGCAGCUUUUUAUGAUUUUAUUUUUUUAUUCUAGCUCAGAUUCCGGUUAAACUCCAGCUGAGACUUCUGUCUGGCCUGAUCUCUGUUUUCUGAAUGACAGAAAGGAGUGGGCGGGGCCACAGAGCUGCUGACACCACAGGAGAACUGGCUCGAUGACUUGAAACGUGUGUGUGUGCGUGCGUGUGUGUGUGUGUGUGUGUGUGUGUGUGUGUGUGUGUGUGUGUGUGUGUGUGUGUGUGUAUGUGUGUGUGUGUGUGUGUGUGUGUGCGUCAAAUGUAGCUGUUUUACACUGAGGUCACUGAGUCGUCUUCAGCCACAUGACGCGUUUUAAACACACUUGCAUGCGUAUGAAACACUCUCACAUGCAAGGGAGGAAUUUAGUCUCCAAGUAACCUGACAUGCAUGUGUUUGGUCUGUGGGAGGAACCUGGAAACAACCCACACACGCAUGAGGAGAACAUGCUAACUCCUCACAGAAGGGCCUCAGCUUUGAACCUGCAACCUUCUUGCUGUGAAACACUGGAGCUACCAACUGCUCCACUAUGUAGCCCCAAAUUACCAACUCACGCAAGGCAACCGGAGACAAUUAAACUGAACUUUUAAAGUGAGAUUUGUCGUUAGAAAAUGCAAAAUAAAGUUUUGGUUUAAAGUGAGACCUGGGCUUUAAACAGCUUUGAAGAGAACCGGCAGCAUUCCACAUCUGCAGCUUCAGAUGUCCUACUCAAGAGGCUGACUUACUUAUAAAUGGAACGCAGCCCUUAUUCAUACAACUGCAUCUUUGCAACUUGUCCUGUUGUGACUGACCAUUAGCAUAUCAAUCUGGUCAGAACUCAACUUUUUUUUCUCCAAACUGAGGCUGUUCUAAGAGAUUUUAGCAGAAACUUGUUUCAGAAAAAUGUUAAGUGUUUAAAGUGUGUGUGUGUGUGUGUGUGUGUGUGUGUGUGUGUGUGUGUGUGUGUGUGUGUGUUUGAAUAACAUAAACUACAAUGAAACUGCUAAAAAGCAGAAACUUAAUAAUAUUCUUUAAAUUAUGAGUUAUUUUUGUUAGCUUUGCUCGCUGAUUCACUGAUUGGCUGUUGGAGCUGACCAAGAGCUGCGUCCGUCUCGAUUUUCUUCGUUUUGGUGAGAUCGGCACUUGUUCCUGCAGUACUGACUUAACAAACAAAAACGCUGGGGUGAUGUGUUCAUGAAGUGAAUGUUACAAGCUUACUGGAUUAUUUAUGGCUGCCUGUAUUUAUGUCCGUAUUUAUGUUUUCUUUUAUAAUCAACGUUUCAGAUUCUGAGUGCAGUAACUUAAAUGUUGGAGCUCCUUGAAGCAACAAAGAAUGGCCGGGCGGUGUUGGAUUAAAGUUUGGGUAUAAAUACAUCAUCUGAAGGUGGAAUAAGUGGAGCCAAACAAACGUAAGAUUUUAAUCGUGUAUUAAGGUCUAACAUCCUCGUGCAUCAGCUUGUAUUUAAUUUAACUCUGUUACCUUAAACAUGUUUAAGUUGUUUUUUUACUUUCCUCAUGCAGUUCUGUUUGUGAGGUCACAAAGUGCUUUUGACAAGAAUUGAUGAUCAUUUCAUUUUCAGCUGAUUUUGAACAUUUUCUGUUAGGUUCGUGUAGUUUGUGUUGUUGGUGCUGACUGGUUUUGUAAAAGAAUUAAACACCAACUUAGCGUAGAGACAAACGUGGGAGUGCUUCUGUCCGUGUCUUUUUGAGUGUCCCCUUUCUUUCUGUGAGUGUAGAUUCAUUCAUACUCUUCCGUCCACGGGUGUGUCGAUGCAUGAGCUGCUCAUUCUGAAAACGGUGUUUCUGUUGGAAAUGUUGUAGUAAAGAGUAAAAGUAUUUUUAAAUGCUGAAGACAUCAUGUAAUGAAAAUCAAUAUAGAUGUUUACGAAGAACAAACGUUUCUUUUCUGUUUAUUUUUUCUUAAAAGUGAAAUAAAACUUGACUGGCAAAUGUAGAAAA
Molecule: messenger RNA, 10301 nt
Organism: Nothobranchius furzeri (turquoise killifish)
Lineage: Eukaryota; Metazoa; Chordata; Actinopteri; Cyprinodontiformes; Nothobranchiidae
Gene: slc8a4b
Product: solute carrier family 8 member 4b
Biological process (GO): calcium ion import across plasma membrane; sodium ion transmembrane transport; cell communication
Cellular component (GO): axon; postsynapse; sarcolemma
Molecular function (GO): calcium:sodium antiporter activity
Source: RefSeq, a predicted model, not a curated record